Molecule: messenger RNA, 1513 nt
Organism: Patella vulgata (common limpet)
Lineage: Eukaryota; Metazoa; Mollusca; Gastropoda; Patellidae
Product: keratin, type I cytoskeletal 9
Exons: 2
Coding region: 86-1348 (420 amino acids)
Source: RefSeq, a predicted model, not a curated record
GGAAUAUAAAGACGCCCAACUUGCCUCUAAUUAUUAUUUUACUUACAGCGGUUUCCCCGACAUUUAUGUGGCAGGCUUUGAAAACAUGAGACUCCUACUAAUCAGUCUGUUAUGUGCCAGUGCAGUUGCACUAGGCGAGAAAUUUAACAUGAAGAAGUUACUUUCUCGUUUGAAGCGACAGACCAAUGGUGGUAGUACUUCAAGUGUUGCGGCUAAUACAGACGCAAGCGAUGGUGAUUACCAUUAUUAUGAUUAUCAAUACGACGGUACGAACGGUAACGAUUACGUUUACGGUGAAUGGAAUAACAAUGCCAACAGUUAUUCAGCUGAUUCUAGCGCGUCACAGGUCGGUACCUCAGCCAAUAGCAUCAAUGGAGAAGCCACUGAUACAAGCACGUAUGACCAAAAUACUAUUGCAGCAUUAAACGCGGCGUACGCUGCCCAAACCAUGUACAACGGGAAUACUGGUAAUGCAUAUCCCCAAAAUGCGUACAAUGGUGGUAAUGCAUAUGCCCAAAAUAGUUACGGUAGCAACGCAUAUCCUCAAAAUAGUUAUAGUGGCAACGCCUAUCCUCAAAAUAGUUAUACUGGCAACGCCUAUCCACAAAAUAGCUAUAGUGGCAACGCCUAUCCUCAAAAUAGUUACGGUGGCAAUGCUUAUCCUCAAAAUAGUUAUGGUAGUAACUCUGGUGGCUACGGUGGCAACACAGGAGGCAACACUGGGUACGGGGGUGGUGGUUACCAAAACAACGGAUACGGAGGCGGGGGUGGGGGUGGGGGUUAUAGUGCGAACCAAAAUAGUGGUUAUGGGGGAAAUCCAAAUAGUGGUUAUGGUGGAAGCCAGGCAUAUGGAGCCAACAACGGUUAUGGAAACGGGGGUGGUCAAACUGGUGGAUAUGGUGGCGGAGGUGGAGGCUAUGGUCAGUCAGGAUAUGGUGGAGGGAACCAAAACAGUGGAUAUGGGAACCAAGGCUAUGGAGGAGGAAAUCAAUAUGGCGGGUAUCCUAACACUGGAUACGGUGGGAAUAAUGGUUACGGAAAUGCUGGUUAUAGCGGUGGUAGUGGACAAGCCAGUGGUUACGUAAACUCUGGUACUGUUGACAGUAGCAACGCAGAAGAGACCAGUGUUUCUGAAAGCAGCGAUCCAUUUUCGUCCGCUUGGUUCUUCGGUUCAUCGGAUCCAUACUCCGGUUGGAUUGCAGCCUACGACGCCGGAUAUGACGCAGGUUCUAGUUCUGCCGACCCGGCGCACAUUGAUCAUGAGAAAGAAAAGGAAAAGAAUGAUAAAAAUAAGAAUGAUGAUAGCGAUAAUAGUGAUGAUAGUAGCAGUGAUAGUAGUAAUAAAUAAAAGGACUCCGUCGCAAUUCUUAUGGAUUAUUAUUGAUUCGAGACCGUGUUACAUUUUGAUUAUUUGUUAUAAUUAUAUUGACAUAUUAUACUUGUGUUGGCGAAACAUUAAAGCCUAGUCUGUUAUAUAAAGGGGGAAAUAUCUAAUAAAUAUUAUAUAUCCAAA